This is a messenger RNA of Diorhabda sublineata, 2963 nucleotides long. RefSeq names its product transport and Golgi organization protein 6 homolog (gene Tango6). Lineage: Eukaryota; Metazoa; Arthropoda; Insecta; Coleoptera; Chrysomelidae. The transcript is spliced from 6 exons. The record is from RefSeq and is a predicted model, not a curated record. Gene Ontology annotation, biological process: protein secretion. The coding region runs from base 244 to 2937 and encodes 897 amino acids.
UGUGGCGUCAUCUACGAUAGAAUAGUCGAAGCUUUUGUAAUUCAUACUUGCUGCGACUUCUAUUUUCAUAUAAUCAAACAAAUUUUAAUAUUAACUUUUGUUACUAAUUAUUACACAUAUUAACUAAUAGUUAAGACAUAUUUUGAUAAGUUCAAAUUUAACUAUUACUGAAAUCUGUAGUGUCAGGUUAAGUGUGAAAGUUAAAGUUAAAAGUGUGUUUUGAAUAAUUGUUUUUAUUAAAAUAUGGAAAAAAAUAAGUUAAUCAAGUGCUUAAGAAUAUUAAAUUUGGAAAAUGCAAAAGGGAUUAGUUAUACAUCUUUCCUUGACACUCGACUAAAAGAAGUCUAUGAAAAACUACAAACAACUCAUGAAUAUAUAUUAGGCAGUAUAUCAGAUAUAACUAAGUUGAAUUUUUCAAGAAACGUGAAUUUAGAAUGGAACUAUAUUUGCUUAGGUUUUUAUAUAUUGAAAUUAUUAUCGAGAGAAUCAGAAAGUUCUGGUGAUAUUUUUCUGAGUGUACAAGAAACUAAAGAUUUAAAAAUUUUUAUACAAAAUCUAGUUAUAGUUGGAAUAUGUACAAAACUACAACCAAAUUUACCGUUUAAAAUGAAAUCUGAAUAUUUUGUAUCUGAAGAUAUUUAUUGGGAUUAUAAUGUGUUGAAAUGUACAACUUUUGGCUUGACAGAAUAUCUUAAAGUACCAUUUUUGAGGUUUGUAAUAUUACCGGAGAACCUUAAAGAAAUUCUAGUAGCUUUAUAUCAGAUUUCUUAUUGUCUGUUAAAGAAACCUGAUGGUGAUGAAAUAAAUCAAGAAAUAUAUGAAAAGUUAUUGUUAGAGCAACAGUUAUUUAAGAAUAUUUUGGAUUAUUUAAAACAAACUAUUCACCCACAUAUUUUCGUUAAAGAAAAUAUGUUAUGUUUACAUAAAAAUUCACCACUGUGGUUUAAAAAACAAAUAUCUCAAGAUCUUACUAACAUCCUUCGAUCUAAAGAUGGAAUUGAGACUGUGGUAACAUCUCUUUUCGGAGAUUGUGAUAAUAACACUCAAAAUUGGAAAAUAUUAGAAGUUUUUUCAAAACUUAUAAUUAGUUGUGAAAAAUUCCCAGAUUUUGAAGAAAAUAUAUGUAAACAGUUGAUUGGUUUAUUACACAAGCAAUCAAUUAACAAAUCUUUUAUGGAAACGAUUUUCGCUUAUUGUACAAAAACUUUUUAUAAAAAAAAUCCAGAAUUAUGUAAGAAAGUUUUUGUUAAAAAUAUCAUUGCUAAUUUUUUACAUUUUACAUACAAAUCUCAUAAAUUUAGUCAGGAAGAUGUAACAGAAAAAGUUGAAUUUACAUCAAGGAUGUUACAUGCUCUUUUUAUAGACAAUAAUACAGAAGAAUUAAUUUUACCUGCUAAUUUACUUCAACCAAUUAUUAAUGUCGCUUUUAAAUUUUAUAUAUUAACAUUAAAUUCAAUAUUUAAAACUGUGAAUAAUGAUUUAAGAGAUUUGUUAUUGUUUUUUAUAGAAGUACAACUAGAUAAUAAUAUAUUCGAUAUUUUUUUAUUUGAUUUACAAUCAAAUGAAAUUUCACCUAUAAGAAACGAUAUAUUAAUUGAAGUUGAAAUAAAUAAAAUUAAAAUCAAAUCAUAUGAACAAUCAAUUAAAUAUUCAUCCAUAGAUAAUUGUGAAGGAAUGUACAAAUUACUAAAAUCUAAACCUAAAUUAUUAAUCAAAUAUUUCUGGUACCUCCUAAAUUGUAUUACAAACGAAAAAAAAUAUUUCCAACAAUCUAGUCAAGAUCUUUUAGUACUAGAAGAAUCUAUAACAAAUAUUAAUAUAGAAAGAAAAAUAGUUGUUUAUAAAUUAUUAGCUGAAUUAGCAGCAGAAAAAUGCAUACGAAAAGAAUUAAACGAAAACCCUAUUGGUAUUGUAAAAUAUAUUAAAAGAACUUUAGAAGUACGAUCCGAAUCAAUGUUUACAAUUCUCAUGAUCCUCGAUAAUUUACUAUCAAAUUCUUCAAAAGAUAAUAAGAAAUAUUUCAAAGAAUUAUUGGAACCGUUGAAAUUAAUUCGUGAUGAAUCUGAAGAUUUCGAAACGAAAUAUUUGGUUAAAAACAUAUUGGAAUGCUUGGAAGGAAAUAAAAUUGAGAAACCUGAAGACGGAUCAGAAUUAGAUAAAGCUAUCGAUGAUAUUUGUGAUUGUCUGUUACCUACCAGAGGACAUGGUUUGUUAACUUUAACCAAACUGAUAGAAAAGAAGGAUAAGGAGGUUUUGGAGAGAAAACAGUUUGUUCUCAACAUUCUACAGCAAAAUAUAACAGAUAAAGAUUCUUUUAUUUAUUUAAAUGCUAUAAAUGGACUAGCGGCGAUGGCGGAUAUUUUUCCUAAUAAAAUUUUAAAUUUGUUGUGUGAAGAGUAUUUAGAUACAACUAGGAAAGAUAAUGUAGAUUAUUCGGAAGUUAGGAUGAAAUUAGGUGAAGUUUUAGUGAAAGUUACUAAAGUAUUGGGUGAAAUGGCACCUCAAUACAAGCCAUUGCUACUCAACACGUUUUUAAUAGGGUCCAAGGACGAUGACGAUUUGAUAAGAUCCUCCAGUUUAUCUAAUUUGGGUGAAAUAUGUAGGGUGCUUGGAUAUAAAUUAGGAUCAAUAUUUACCGAGGUAUUAGUUUGUGUACAUGCGAUAAUAGCUACUGAUAAAUCACCUCAAGCUCGUCGAGCGGCUGUGACUGUAAUAAGACAGUUAUUUGUCGGAUUAGAUCAAGAUAUAAUCGUUUUUUUCAAAGAAGAUAUUUUACCAGUUUACAAGACUUUGAAGCAAAUUUAUAAUAAUGAUAAAGACGACGUUAUGAGGCUGCAGGCACAACUUGCGUUAGAGGAGUUGAACGAGAGCAUGAAAAAUUUUGUAUUUCCUACUCCAAAAUUGAAUAUUAAUAAAAACAUCGUUAUGUUAAAAUGAUGAAAUAAACAUUUAUGUUUAAUAAA